AUGUUUAAUUGUUUGAUUCUCGUACUUAUAAUUAGUGGUUAUGUUAAUCACGGACUUUGUGUGUACUAUGAUUCGUACUCGGGUACGCCUGUUAAUGUGGAAGAAGUGAAAAAACAUGACAAGCAGAAUAACACGUUUUGGUGCAUAAACCAAAUCGAGCCAUGCGUGGCUGAGGAAUGGCGGCGUGUGGAUGGUUCCUGUAACAACCUACGUCAGCCUGCUAGAGGAGCCUCGCACACACCUACAUAUAGACUACUGCCGCCUGUAUAUGGAAAAAAUUUCGAGAAAAGACAAUCAAAGUCCGGCCAGUCUUUGCCAUUGGAAAGGUUCCUAAGAACGACGUUGGUAGCUAUGGGCAAACUGCCUGAUCAGAAGUUCACGACACUUUCGACCAAUUUUCUUGUAUUCAUGACUGCAGAUGUUUUAUCUUUGCACGAUACAGUGAAAUUUAUCGCAUGGAAACCUUACUGUUGUCUGCCUAAAGGCAGGACUGAUAAUGAUUGCGUUCCUAACAAGGUACCCGAUGACGAUCCUGUCCAUCGCUUCUCAGACAUAAGAUGCUUAAAUAUGACGAGGCCUGAAUCUUUUCAAUCUAUCGGUUGUAUUAAAAACGGCACAGUUCCUGAAAGGAUAAUAACAGCGACACCAACGUUUGAUCUUUCACCUGUAUAUAGCAGUAGUUUAAAGCUACUGUCUGAGAAGGGUCGUCUUUUCAAAGGUGGUUUAUUAAAAUAUGAAGUUGAAGAAGGCAGAAUCUGGCCUCCGAGUAUUAAGACUGGGUCUGGCGUUUGUUUCUUGAACCAAAGACCUCAAGAAGGCAGAUGUCACGACACACCGGAAGAUGGCGCUAAUAGCUUAGCCGGUAUCAACCUGGUAACCAUUUGGCUGUGGAGGCAACACAACUUUAUUGCAUCUGCAUUAUCUAAGAUUAACCCGUGCUGGAAUGAUGAUAGACUCUUCUAUACAGCACGAGACAUCAAUAUUGCUACUGUGAUGCAAAUUUUCUAUUAUGAGUUGCUGCCAGCGUUAUUUGGCCAUGAAAAUUUACUAAAGGAUGGAGUUUUGUCUUAUACGAAUGGAUUCAGAGAUUCUUACAAUGAGAAUCUUAUCCCUCAAAUAUCACUUGAGUUUCCGUUUGUUCUUCGUUGGUUCCACACUACUCAGGAGGGGGAUAUGAAAUUAUUUGAUACUCAAGGCCAUUAUUUAAGAAAAGUUCCCAUUGUAAAUCUCACUCUGCGAACUGGUUUCUUUGGUGUGGAUGAUAACAUUGAUUACGUCACACAAGGCAACUUUAGACAGGGCACUGCGAAAGCUGACUACAUUGUAGAUCCUGAUGUAGUAAAUAUAGGUUUAGGACCGCAUCAAAGAGCUUCUGAUCUUCUGACUAAUGAUUUAGCAAAGAAUCGUCUCUUCGGUUUUCCACCUUACAUCAAAUACAGAGAAUUCUGCUUCAAACAAUCAUUCAAGACAUUCGAUGAUCUACUUCAAGCUAUUGAACCAGAAAGAGCGGAGCUUCUUAGACAGGUGUAUGAGAAUGUAGAGGACAUUGAUCUUAUAGCUGGCAUUUGGCUGGAGAAGCUGAUCCCUGGUGGGCACGUGCCGCCUACUUUAUACUGCGUUGUGGUGGAGCAGCUACUGAGGGUUAUCACAUCAGACCGGCAUUGGUACGAGAGACCUAAUCGACCGAAUGCUUUCACUUAUGAACAACUGAUGGAGAUAAGGAAGGCAUCGGCGGCUCGGCUGCUGUGCGACGUAGGAGACAAGGUGACACAGAUACAACGACAUGCUUUUUACAGGAUUACUACCAAAAACCCGCUGUGCAGCUGUGAGAGUAUCGCAUCUGUCAACCUUUGGGCUUGGAAGGAUUCUAAAUGUGGUAGCGUCGGAUCCAACUUCGGCCCGCUCUAUGGUCCGGCUAGUCUAAACCGUAAUGAUUUUUUUUAA
Papilio polytes (common Mormon) is the source of this 1944-nucleotide messenger RNA. RefSeq names its product peroxidase-like. Bases 1 to 1944 code for a protein of 647 amino acids. NCBI's taxonomy places the organism in Eukaryota, Metazoa, Arthropoda, Insecta, Lepidoptera, Papilionidae. Gene Ontology annotation, biological process: response to oxidative stress. The transcript is spliced from 12 exons. Gene Ontology annotation, molecular function: heme binding; peroxidase activity. The record is from RefSeq and is a predicted model, not a curated record.